Triticum dicoccoides is the source of this 1438-nucleotide messenger RNA. RefSeq names its product 3-hydroxyisobutyryl-CoA hydrolase-like protein 5. The coding region runs from base 129 to 1286 and encodes 385 amino acids. Gene Ontology annotation, molecular function: 3-hydroxyisobutyryl-CoA hydrolase activity. The transcript is spliced from 15 exons. The record is from RefSeq and is a predicted model, not a curated record. Lineage: Eukaryota; Viridiplantae; Streptophyta; Magnoliopsida; Poales; Poaceae. Gene Ontology annotation, biological process: L-valine catabolic process.
ACCAACCCACUCCCCUACCCUUCUUCUUCCCUUCCCACACCAAUGGUUCCUUCACCAACCUCAAUUGAGCACCCGCCUCACCUCGCGAGCUGGUACGCGUCAAAGAAACCUCCAGCUCCCGAUUCGCCAUGGCUCAAGAACAACCCAAUCCCGACGAGGUCGUUCUCGGGCAGGAGAUCAACGGCGCGAGGGUGGUCACCCUCAACCGCCCGCGCCAGCUGAACGGCAUCAACGACAGAGUGGUCUAUAUCCUAGCUCAGCUCUUGGAGAAAUGGGAGAAAGAUGACGAUGCCAAGCUGGUCAUCUUCAAGGGAGCUGGACGCGCAUUUUCUGCUGGUGGGGACCUAAAGAUGUUCUACGAAGGGAGAUCAUCGGAUGAUUCCUGCCUCGAGGUUGUGUACAGGAUGUACUGGCUCUGCUAUCACAUUCAUACAUAUAAGAAAACCAUGGUGGCUCUUGUUAAUGGACUUGUUAUGGGUGGAGGUGCAGCCAUGGUUGCUCCACUGAAAUUUGCAGUUGUCACAGAGAAAACAGUUUUUGCCACCCCCGAGGCAAGUGUUGGACUACACACAGAUUGUAGCUUUUCUUAUAUCCAUUCUCGGCUCCCUGGAUAUUUAGGGGAGUAUCUGGCUUUGACUGGUGCUAGACUGAAUGCAAAAGAAAUGAUCGCUGCUGGUCUUGCUACUCAUUUUGUCCAUUCUGAAAAAUUGGAAGAUCUCGAAAAACAAUUACUGAAUUUAAACACAGGCGACGAGUCUGCAGUCCGAGCUGUCCUUGAGGAAUUCUCUACGGAUGUUCAACUUGAUCAAGAGAGUAUUUUAAACAAGCUUUCAACUAUCGACAAAUGUUUCUCAGCCGAGACUGUUGAGGAGAUCUUGAAAGCACUUGAUUCAGAAGUGAGCGUCGAUGGAAAUCAAUGGAUAGCUCCAGUCCUGAAGAGUAUGAGAAGAUCAUCUCCUACUGGAUUGAAGAUCACACUGCGAUCGGUUAGAGAAGGUCGGAAGCAGAGUCUGCAGGAGUGUUUGAAGAAGGAAUUCGGACUAACAAUGAACAUCCUCCGAUCUGUCAUUACUGGCGAUGUGUACGAGGGUAUUAGAGCUCUGAGCAUCGACAAAGACAAUGCACCUAAGUGGAGUCCUGCAACUAUUGAAGAGGUGAAGAAUGAAGACAUUGACCGUGUUUUCGAACCAUUCAGCUCUGGACAUGAGCUCCAAGUCCCAUCUGAUGAUUCCAACAGGUGGAGCGGCAAAUACGAGCACACGGUCUAUGCAAAAUCUUCACAGUAAUCACCACACAGCCCAGGCUCUGGAGCAGCAGCCCUUUGUACUUGGGUUGCUGUAUGACAUGCAUGUUUGAGUGCAAAUGUACUACCUGUGUGUAACAUUAUGCCAACUGUUGAGAACUACUGUAAAGCAAUAAAGCAACUGAGGUUUCAUUA